Molecule: messenger RNA, 2098 nt
Organism: Dermatophagoides farinae (American house dust mite)
Lineage: Eukaryota; Metazoa; Arthropoda; Arachnida; Sarcoptiformes; Pyroglyphidae
Molecular function (GO): CoA-ligase activity
Source: RefSeq, a predicted model, not a curated record
AAUGAUGAUGAUGAUAAGAUAAAUUGAUUUUAUUUAUGGUGUAGAAAUCCAUUGAUUGAUUUUCAUUAUCGUCAACUCAUCUGAUAUGUGUGGAGAAUUUCAUCGAAGGAUUUCUUAUAAAAUAAGAAAAUCCAAUUUCAUCCAAUCCAAUAUCCGACUUGGUUUUUGUUUUUUUUUUGUGCAUCGUUCAUUGAAUUUAUUGUUUUUUUUGUUUUGAAAAUGCCAUCAUCAACUACUCCAACUACUACUACUCAACCACCAACGAAAUAUGAUCCACUCAAACUAUUGGCACAGAUCGAGAUCGAUAAUGAUCAACACAUUGUUCGUAAUGUUGCACCAAAAACAAUGCCAGAAUUUCAAACUAUGGCCCAAUUUCUAGACGAUUCUAUGAAAGAAAUGGCUAACACUGAAACGAUUGGUUUGAUUGAUGCCGAAAUGAAUAUGAAAAAAUUGUCCUAUAAAGAUUGGUAUAAUCAAUCCAAACAUUUUGCAUCAUCAUUGAUUAAUGAAUAUAAUUUGAAAAAAGAAGAAACAGUUGUAUUUCACAGUGAAAAUUCUCUCGAUUAUGCAAUAACAUUGAUUGGAACAAUAUUUACUGGUUGUACAUUUACACCGGUCAAGGCGGCUAAUGGAAAAUUUGAAUUAACACAACAGAUAAAAGAUUCUCGUGGUUCAAUAUUGAUUAUUGAUUGUAAAAAACAAUUGCCAAUAUUAGAAGGCGCAUUACGUAAUGAACAAUAUCGUCAAGACAUACUUGAACAUUUACGAUUGAUUAUUUUGAUGAAUGAAAAUGAAAAUGACAACAACAGUGCAAUCAUCAAAAAUAUAGAGACAAUUUUAAAAGACAGCGAAUGCAAAAUUGAUCAUGUCAAACAAAUGAUAAACAACGGUGGUGAUAUGGCCAAGAUACCCCAUUUUCCCGUAGAUAAAGAUGAUCAUUUUGUUAUCAUUUAUACAUCUGGUACAACGGGUACAUCUAAAGGCGCUAUUCAUUCAAAUUAUUCAAUGCUGGCUUCAAUUGGUAAAAGAAUGCAAAAUUCAGCAAAUAAUGAUACAAAUCAAAACAAAAUGUUUGAUAGAUUUAAUCAAAAAUAUGGACUGUUUUGGUAUCCAUUAAGUCAUGUGUCCGGUACAUUUGUUUUGCUUUCAGAAAUAAUAAAUUGCCGUACAAAUGUUUUAGUUGUUAAUAAUCAAUUGGAAAGAUUAUUACAACUUGUAUCGGAAUAUCGAGUAGCCUUCUUGUCAUUAUCUCCAAAACAUGUUACUCAAAUGGCACAAAAUGAUUAUCGUGAACAAUUUGAUCUAAGUUCAGUGAAAAUGAUUCCAUGUGGUGGUUCGAAAAUCCCAUUGAAUUGUAUUGAAAAUAUACAGAAAAAAUAUAAAGUUCUCUUCAUUGAUGGUUAUGGUUCAACAGAAUUUUUAGGUGGAAUUCAGAAUAUGGAAUUUAUGUUUGGUGGUAAACUCAAAUUGGGUACAGUGGGUAGACCAUCACCGGGUGUUGAAAUGAAAAUUAUUGAUCUGGAAACCGGAAAAUCAUUGCCUGCUGAAAAACAAGGCGAAAUUCUGAUACGUGGUCCACAACAAUUUGUUGGUUAUCUUAGAAAUGAAAGAGCAACAAAAGAAACCAUAGAUUCAGAUGGCUGGUAUCAUACCGGUGAUGUUGGUUAUUAUGAUGAUGAAGGUUACCUGUAUAUUGUUGAUCGUAUCAAAGAAUUAUUCAAAUUUCGUGAAUGGAGCGUAUUUCCAACUGAAAUUGAAGAAUUUAUUCUAAAGAAUCCUGCUGUUGAUAGUGUUUGUGUUGUCGGUGUACCACAUAAAGUUGAUGGCUAUCAUACACGUGCAUACAUUCAAAUUCGUCAAGGACAAUCGUUAAGUGAAAAAGAAAUAAUCGAUUCAGUACAGGAAAAUCUGGGUUUCCAAAAACGUUUACGUGCUGGUGUACAAUUUGUGCAGCAUAUUCCACGUACAUCCAUUGGUAAAGUGGAGCGAAAAUAUUUUCGUUCAUUAGUGAAAAAUGAAUUAUUAACUAAUGAGAUCGAAUAGAAUAUGUUGGAUUUUUAGUUUUUAAAAAUAAAAACUUUUUUUUUUAUUGCCGAAA